Messenger RNA from Nestor notabilis (Kea), 876 nucleotides. RefSeq names its product glycoprotein A33 (transmembrane) (gene GPA33). The transcript is spliced from 7 exons. Gene Ontology annotation, cellular component: plasma membrane. The record is from RefSeq and is a predicted model, not a curated record. The coding region runs from base 1 to 876 and encodes 291 amino acids. Lineage: Eukaryota; Metazoa; Chordata; Aves; Psittaciformes; Psittacidae.
AUGAAAAGACUUUGGCUGUUUGUUUUCAGUGCAAUUUUGGCGACUGCACAUGCCCUCACUGUGGAAGCACCUACCAAGGAAACACAAGUGGCACGAGGGAACAACGUUACUCUCCACUGCCAAUUUAAAACCGAGGCUUCCUUUGACUCAGGAGACAUUGUCGUCUGGAGAAGACUCAAGAGUGUGGAUGAUGCUGUCACUAGGUACUUUGAUGGACUUGUCCAGUAUGGCAAGGGUUAUGAAAACCGCCUAUGGUUCAGUGGUGAUGUAAACGCAGGGGACAUCAGCAUCACCAUCAGCGCGGUGACCAUGGCAGACAACGGCACGUACGCGUGUAGCGUGCGGCUGAGGAACGACCCCCCCCGGCAGACCGCAACCUUGGCUCUUUUCGUCCUUGUUGCACCAUCCAAGCCAGAAUGCAAGAUUCUGGGGACAGCAGAAUAUGGACAGACAAUCAAUCUGACCUGCAAUUCACAUGAGGGCUCCCCAAAGCCAAGAUAUACCUGGCAAAGCUUCAACGUACAAAAUGAGCCCCGUACACUACAAACAACAGAAGGGGAACAAAUAACUCUGAAGAAUAUCUCAGCAGAUACUUCUGGCUUUUACAUCUGCACUUCAACAAACAUCGUGGGAAAGGAAUUUUGCAACAUGACAGUCAGCGUAAUGCCACCAUCCAUGAACAUAGCUCUCUACGCUGGCAUCAUUGGUGGAGCUGUUGCUGCAAUUAUAGUUAUUAGUAUUUUAGUCUAUUGCUGCUGCUGUCGGACAGAGAAGGAAAAGGACUAUGAGAUGACGGAGCAAGAAGAUAGAAGUGAACCCUCCAAGGAAACACCUGCAAGGCAUCCAAGAGCAGAGGAUGAUGUUGAAGAUGAAUGA